Xylaria bambusicola is the source of this 3698-nucleotide messenger RNA. RefSeq names its product DDHD domain-containing protein. Gene Ontology annotation, molecular function: metal ion binding; glycerophospholipase activity. Lineage: Eukaryota; Fungi; Ascomycota; Sordariomycetes; Xylariales; Xylariaceae. The record is from RefSeq and is a predicted model, not a curated record. The transcript is spliced from 4 exons. The coding region runs from base 492 to 3545 and encodes 1017 amino acids. Gene Ontology annotation, cellular component: cytoplasm.
UGGCGAGGCUGGUACCUGGCACUGGGGGUAACAGCGCGGUGAGGGCCCCUAGAAACCCGCCUACCUAGGACAGCCUACAGGAACCACGUCAUCAGCCGAAACUGCAUCGCUGCGUCACUUGAAGCUCUCACAGGUCAUCGGUAGACAGGCAACCACAAUUUGCCAGACGUGUGCUGUCCUGCAGAAGCCUAGUGUACAUGUAAUACACAUGUAAUACAUGGACCCGGGCCCAGUCAUGUCCCCUCGUCAGUAAUUAUGUGCAUGCUUCACCCCGACAACAACGUGUAGCUACGACAGAAGCGGAACGAGGAAAAAGAAGAAAAAGAAAGAAGACACGAAACGAACAUACAGACAGACGUUCGGGUCAAAUCAUGUCCAGCAUCAUCGCUAGCAUCGCCGCCGCCGCCCUUGUCUUCCUACCUUUUCGUCUUCUUCCACCUUGACCGAUUGAGUCACCUGCUUAAGCAGGCACCACUCCGCUAUCCUCCGCCAUGCCUCCGUCCACCGUCGCCGGCUUCCCGUGCCCGGAGCCUCCAUCACCACACAACUUCGGCCGCCACUGUCGCCUCGCUCCUGUUAGAAAUCCUUUCGCGAAUGACACCGUUCCUCCCAUAGGGGCACAAUUCUUCUACUCUUCGCCCAUUCCCAUUGAUGAUCCUCUCGCCGCCAUCGCUGCCACCAACGAUCCCAGGUCUCUGCGAGCCACCCUGCAGCCAUUCUCACCUGGAGACAACAAUGCCCUGGAAUCUGCAUGGCUCGGUCUCGCUGCCGACCAGUAUUCCCGAAACCAUGACCACGCUCGUCGUCAGCGAAGUCCGAGCCCUUCUUUGGCAAGAGAAAACGCCGCCAAGCUAGCCGCCAUCACACACGACCUCGCCGCGAGGCACACCGAGAAGCAUGCUCGGGAAGGCAUUAAACGAGACUCUAUGAUAGCUUUGGAUGGGACUGCACACGCAUUGGAUGAUAACAUUCCCCUUUGUUGCCCGGAUCUUUUAGUCGAUGUUCAUCUUGCUCUGCGCAACUCUUUCUGUGUUGUGGCGAGACGGAGACAGCGCAUGCUACAUCCUGAGAAGAUUGCUCAAAACAUUCUCUCAGAAAUGCAAUCAAUGCGAGUUGAGUCGUCUGGUACCAUCACGGAACAACGUGGGAGGUCUAAUACUGCUCCAUCGGCAUCCCUGGUCAGUGAACAGAUUGGGUUAAUGCAUGAGUUGCCGGGAUCGACUCACAGUUUUUCUAAGCCCUCGAGUUUUGAAGAGGGCAGUAGCUCAAGAAUACAGCCGCGCAACACAGGCUCUCGCCCUAACGAGCGUAAACCCAUUGCAAUCAUACCCGCCAAGUCAUCGCUUGUAGACGACGGAAUUACAGGGAAGCCCUUCAUCCGAGUUGGCACGCCGGAAACUGCCACUUUCUCUCAGCCAUCUUCUGUUUCAAAAACAAAUCCACUAUCCCCGACACCUACACAGCCCAAGCCGAAGGUUGUAAACAUAUUACCAUCCGAGAGAAUACAGUCCUCCCAAGCUACAGAUCUGCAGCUCGGAAAAGGUUCUACUAGUGUGUUAGUCGGUGUGUCUAGACUACAUGAGGUGACCCUCCCAGCUUUGCAGAUGAAACCCAUCUACUGGUCUCCAGUCAAUGAUAUUGCGACUGUGCUUCGGGCUACCUGGUUCUACCGAGAUGAUAUGAGGCCUAUUGAUCCUAGUGUUGCUAACCAGCUCGAGGCGGGAUAUCGAGAGUUGAAGCCACAUACUGAAACGUGGAAUGAUGAACUGAGAUGCGCUGUUGAAGUUGGCCCCUUGGGGGAAGAAAAGGUCUCACACCCUCUCUGGCCGAAGACGCCAGAAUCAUCCAAUAAAAGGGGUGAUGACAUGGUAGACCCUAUAUUAUCUAGUGACCCGUUCUGUGCUGCUCGAUGCUUUCAUGGCGAGGCAGCAGCCGAAGGCACUCUCAUUCCGAGUGCAAACGAGGACAACUCUUCACCACUUCAGACUCAUAAGAAAUUUGAGCAAUACCACGUCAUAUAUAAAGAUGAAAGGAACGCGUUUCUCUUGAAACCGAGUUUAAAGCCCUCAGCAUACUAUGGCCGUCGACCCGUGGCGAAGAUAGUGCGAGGCAUGACCAUAGGCAUUCCAGUUGUCCGAGGAUUCGAUUAUAAAAUGUGGAAGGCUAAACAUCAAAAGACAAAAUCACAGCAGCAGAAUGCCUCCCGGGCACCCUCUUUUCCCUCUCAUUCAAAUGGCAGAGAUCGCAACGAACAAUGUCUAGCCUGCAAAGCUGAAAAGGAUCGCAGCCAAGUUACUGAUCUCGUCCUGGUUGUCCACGGAAUUGGCCAGAAGCUGGCAGAACGUGUGGAGAACUAUCACUUCACGCAUGCUAUCAAUGCAUUUCGGCGGGCCAUCAAUGUAGAGUUGAACAACGACGCAGUUAGGGCUGUUCUACGCGAGGGACAAAAUGGCAUCAUGGUUCUUCCCAUCAACUGGCGACAGGAUUUAUCCUUUGAGGAUGGAGGCCCCAUGAGAGAAGAAGACAAGGCCCAUUAUGCCGUGGAAGCUUUCGGCCUGAAAGAUAUAGAACCCAAGACCAUUCCAGCCGUGCGUAGUAUGAUAUCAGACGUCAUGUUUGAUAUUCCCUUUUACAUGUCGCAACAUAAGCCUAAGAUGGUAGCUGCUAUGGUCAAGGAAGCCAAUCGCGUAUACAGAUUGUGGUGUCGAAACAACCCAGGGUUUUCAGAGAAAGGACGCGUCCACAUUAUUGGUCACUCGCUGGGAACCGUAAUGUCGGUAGAGGUUUUGUCGAGACAGCCAACCUCUAUUCCCAAUCUGCAACUCAACAAGCCGCUUCAGACACAACACUUUGAAUUCGACACGAAAAACCUGUUCCUUCUCGGCAGCCCAGUUGCCUUUUUCCUAUUGCUGGAAAGGGGCGCGUUGUUGCCUAGACGGGGCCGGCUGAAGCCCGGCGCUGAUCCAACUGACGUCAAGUCGAGUGACGUUGUUGGCGAUGUAGAGACAUUCGGAUGCCUCGCUGUGGAUAACAUCUAUAACAUUCUAGCUCGUGAAGAUCCGGUCGGAUAUCUACUCAACGGUACAGUUGACCCCAUGUUCGCAGCUAGCUUGAAAACUGCAUACGUGCCGAGUGCAUCACCGUCGUUUCUACAAUCCAUGGGAAGCGCAAUGCGAGGCUUCGUGCCAGGGGUUUCGACUAUAUCGACAAGCACCACGGACCCAGCCCUGACGAAACCGCCGACUAUGCGUCUCCCAUCACAGCUUGAGCUCGAAGUCCACGACUUCACGCGCGAGGAAAUCGCCGAGAGGAAGGCACUUCUUCUGAACGACAACGGACAGAUAGAUUACUUUCUGAGAUCAGGUGGUGGGCCCUUGGAACUACAAUACCUCAAUAUGCUCAGCGCUCACACGAGUUAUUGGGUCAAUCACGAUCUCAUGCGCAUGCUGUGUCAGGAAAUUGGACGCAAGCCAGGCCGGGAGAAUACAUUGCCUGCGCUUAGGGCCGUGAAAGCGGCCAAGCGAGCCAUUGCGUCCACGGUCUGACUUGGAUGAUGGGUUAAAACUGGCUUGCUUCUAUUUCACAGGCGUUGUUUAAAGUGUGGGUUUGAAUGGGCUUUAUUAGGUAUAUAGACAGCGAAUACCCCAUAGUGCAAACAUAUUUCCUUUUAAAUAGAUACCGGAUUCUUCGUGCUUGAA